Molecule: messenger RNA, 3953 nt
Organism: Silurus meridionalis
Lineage: Eukaryota; Metazoa; Chordata; Actinopteri; Siluriformes; Siluridae
Product: ADP/ATP translocase 3-like
Exons: 4
Coding region: 144-1040 (298 amino acids)
Biological process (GO): mitochondrial ADP transmembrane transport; mitochondrial ATP transmembrane transport
Cellular component (GO): mitochondrial inner membrane
Molecular function (GO): ATP:ADP antiporter activity
Source: RefSeq, a predicted model, not a curated record
ACACACAGUCUCGCUCUGGAAACGCUAAUGGAGCACCAUGGUGAUUCUGGGGGAGGCGCCCAACCCAACAUCACAUGAGCGUUUGCAGGUGAGCAGCAUGCUGCUGUGGGACACUGCUGCACUACAGCUGUACAGAGUGAACCAUGAGCGUCUCCGCAGUCACCUUCGCCAAGGACUUCACGGCGGUUUGUAUCGCGGCUGCUGUUUCAGAAACCGCCGUAGCUCCACUCGAGAGAGUCAAACUGCUCCUUCAGGUACAACAUGCCAGCAAGCACAUCGUUACAGAGAAGCGCUACAAGGGCUUCAUGGACUGCAUUAUUCGCAUCCCCAGAGAGCAAGGCGUCCUCUCGUACUGGCGAGGCAACCUGGCCAACGUGAUCCGAUACAUUCCCACACAGGCUCUGAACUUCACUUUUAAGGAUAGGUACAAAAAGUUAUUCCUGGAUGGAGUGGACCAGAGCACGCAGUUUUGGCGGUACUUUGCUGGUAACCUGGCAUCAGGGGGUGCUGCUGGGGCCACAUCUCUUUGUGUUGUCUACCCACUAGACUUUGCUCGCACUCGUCUGGCAGCAGACAUCGGAAAGGCGAAAGCGGAGAGGGAAUUCACCGGUCUGAGGGACUGUUUUGGGAAAAUACUCAAAGCUGAUGGACUAGGAGGCCUUUACAGUGGUUUUAGUGUGUCUGUGCAGGGCAUCAUUAUCUACAGGGCCGCUUACUUUGGCAUCUACGACACUGUCAAGAGUACGUUUCCAGAUCCUGAGAAUAUCCACUUUGCCAUGACCUGGAUGAUCGCACAGAGCGUAACUACACUUGCCGGAUUCAUCUCUUACCCAUUUGAUACAGUGCGUCGUCGCAUGAUGAUGCAGUCAGGACUUAACGGGGCUGACGUCAUUUACACGGGUACAGUGCACUGCUGGAAGAAGAUUGCUCGAGAUGAAGGGGUCCACGCUUUCUAUAAGGGAACUUGGUCAAAUAUUCUCAGAAGCAUGGGAGGUGCCUUGGUGUUAGUGUUUUAUGAUGAGAUAAGGAAAAUCAUAUGAACAUCCACCUGCUGACAUCAGCAGGAAGGAAAAAGUGCUGUGAAGUAAAAGCCAAAGUCAACUUAAUCAUAAACCACUUUGAAAUGAAGUAGCGAGCUUUUCUGUGCUACCUCAUGUACAGAAAGGGGCUUCAUUGUGUGUGUGUGUGUGUGUGUGUGUGUGUGUGUGUGUGUGUGUGUUUUAGUAUAGCAAAACUCUAAGAAUGCUGUCUUAUUGCGAUCAUAAAUGUCUGUACUCCAAUUUAAUUUGACAGUUUUUCAAGUAAAACCCACAGUGGUCACUGAAAUAAUUUAAAACUGAUAAAAGUUAUAAAACUGUGACUAAAAAUUAAAAUCAGACAUUGCUUUUGAAUUGUGGUUCAACAGAAGCAUUUCAAAAAACAAACUAAUAAAACUGGCCUGGACAAAAUUGGUGGUACUCGUAAUUUAAUAUUUUCUCUGCAAUCAAGCAAUAAUCUCUGCUAUCAAGCAAUUUCUGUAACUCCCAAUGAGGAUGAGGCACCUGUCCACAGGUAUUUUGGCCCAAUCCUCGUGAGCAAACUGUUACAGCUGUCUCAGGUCCGAAGGGUGCCUUCAUGUUUCAGCUCCUUCCACAGAUGUUUAAUAGGAUUUAGAUCGAAGCUCAUAGAUGGCGGCUUUAGAAUAGUCCAAUGUUUUGUUUGUAGCCAUUCUUGGGUGUUUUAACUCUUUGUCAUUGGGUCAUUAUACUGUUGGAGGACCCAUGACUGAGUCCUGAGACUGAGACCAAGCUUUUUGACACCGGGCAACACAUUUUACUCCAAAAUGCCUUGCUGUUUUGAGAUUUUAUUGUACCCCACACAGAUUCAAGACUUUGUGCCAGAUCCAGCAAAGCAGCCCCAGCAUGUAACUGAGCCUCCUCCAUGUUUCUAAGUAGGUAAAGUGUUAUUUUCUUUGUAUGCAUCAUUUUUGCAUCUGUGAGCACAGAGGUGAUGUGACUUGCUGAAAAGCUCCAGUUUUGUCUCAUCUGUCCAAAGGAUGUUCUCCCAGAAGCUUUGUCGCUUGUCAAUUUGUAUUUUUGCAAAUUCCAAUCUCGCUUUUUUAAAGAUUUGCUUUGACUCCUCCAAUAAGUCCACUUUGGAUCAAACAGCAAUGAAGGGUGCAAUCUGACCCUGAUGUACCUUGAUCUCGGAGUUCACCUCUAAUCUCUUUGGAAGUUGUUCUGGGCUCUUACCACUCAUAUUCUCCAUCUCUUCAAUUUGUCAUCAAUUUUCCUCUUUGCAGCCACUCGGCUACAGCCCUGUGGACCUUAAACUUCAGAAGAUUAUUAUUCGAAACAUCAAUCUGCUUGUAGAUAUUCUUGAAGUCUUUACCUUUAAGAUGCUUGUCUAGAGUUUUUUUUUUAAUCUCCAGAGACAACUCUCUCCUUAGCUUUCUGUGGUCCAUGUUCAGUGUGGUGCACAUCAUGAUACCAGACAGCACAGUGACUACUUUUCACCCUUUAAAUACAGUAGGCAGACUGACUGAUUACAAGUUUGCAGGCACCUUUGACGCUAAUUACAGGGCACACUUUAUUUUCACAAUUAUUUUUAAUCUUUUCUAAGGGUACCAUCAUUUUUGUCCAGGCCAGUUUCAUUAGUUCAUUUUUUUAAAUGCUUCUGUUGAACCACAAUUUAAAAACAAAGUCUGGUUUUCAUUACUUACUGUGAUUUUGAGUAAAUGUUUAUUAAUUAAUCCUUUUGUCAGUUUUAAGUUAUUUUAGUGACCACUGUGGGUUUUUCUUUCUUUAAUGAACAAUUUUGUCCACGUCUGAACCUUAAAUGUAGCUGAUGAGGAAAGGAAAAUUAGUUUUAGGCAAAGUCCAUGAUUCUAGGCUCAAAUGCUUUUUGCAUCUUUUUUGUUAAUCUAGUAAAUUAAUAUCUCGUAUACCAUAUAUGGCUUCAAAUAACAAUUCUAAAUGACUUCCUUUGAAAUGUAGUAUUAAAAUGUGACAAGAAAAAUGCUACCAGUUACCCCAAACAUGAAUAUCACAGAAUAUUGAACUAGUAAACAAAUAUUCUUCCAUUAUUUGUUAGCUAAACUAUCCUCAUAGCAUCCAGCUGUAACUAAAACGGACGCAAACACACAGGAACGGCUGGAUAGUUUGCUAAUUAAUUCCAAUUUACACUAUAAUUGACUCAUAGAAUUUAUUUCAAUGUCGUUAAAAUUAGCUAUGAUUGCUGUAGAUAAUUAAUACUGUAUGCCUUAUAACUAAAAUCCUUUUUAUUACUGUAUACAGUGGUACUAGCUAAGCUCGGUUUGCUAGGUCUCAUGCACAAAGGAAAAAAGAUGUUUGUUAAAAAGAUUGGAUAGUCUACUGUUUUUAAAUGGCUUUUCAUGAAAUGUACUGUGAAAUGUAAGCUCAGGUUAUGUAGCUAGUCUAUGUAAUUGUGAUGUAUUUUAACCAGCUAGCAUAGCAUGAGUAAUAAUUUAAACCUGGAUUCCACUCUCAAUCCAGUACUAAACUAGCUGAUUGAGAGCCAGAUGACAGAACAAAAUGAAUACUUCUACAAGUUCAGUUCAAUUCAUUUUUAUUUGUAUAGUGCUUUUAACAAUGGACAUUGUCUCAAAGCAGCUUUCCACAGACAAUGCGGUAAUAUAAGGAACAAUCGUGUUCAUUUUUUCAUUGUAAAUAUGUGUUUACAAUUAUUACUUCCUUCCAAAAAACCUUGAGAGGAAACAGACUUAAAAGGGAACCUAUCCUCGUCUGGGUGGCACCGAAUGUCUAUUUAUUACAGCUAAAUGAUGUUUAGGGGUGCAGUAAUGGUGAUCAAAUGAAAUCUGUAGUCCUGAUUCAUUUGAACAAGUGUUCCCUUUUUAAUUUGGAUAGUAAAUACAGCUUUGAUGACAGUUUCCAGUUUGUGUGCAUGUUCGGUUUUUGAGUAAGUGAUAAGAAAUUAAAUUAUUGAUGAACAAA